This is a messenger RNA of Plodia interpunctella (Indianmeal moth), 1354 nucleotides long. RefSeq names its product gustatory receptor for sugar taste 64a. Gene Ontology annotation, biological process: sensory perception of chemical stimulus; detection of chemical stimulus involved in sensory perception of taste. Gene Ontology annotation, molecular function: taste receptor activity. The record is from RefSeq and is a predicted model, not a curated record. NCBI's taxonomy places the organism in Eukaryota, Metazoa, Arthropoda, Insecta, Lepidoptera, Pyralidae. The transcript has 9 exons. The coding region runs from base 134 to 1354 and encodes 406 amino acids. Gene Ontology annotation, cellular component: membrane.
AUCAAUUUGUCAGCAGUAUUUUAAAAUUGCAAUUUUAAAAUUUUUAAAUGCAAUAUAUGUUUUCCAAAUUAACAAUUUAUUUUUUGGCUGCGGCAAACAAAAACUUGCAAUAUCUACAAAAAGUAUCCAACCGAUGCUUCCAUCAGUUUUAGAUUUGGAUUUCAUCCAACUGGUGGGGAAAGUGUUCCAUUACUCUUGUUGGUUCGGAGUAGUGGGGUCUGGGCGUCCGCUAUGGAGGGUGUGGAGUGUGGUGGUGCUCAUAAUGCUGGUGGCAAUCCAGAUUUCAGCUAUAUGGAAGGUGAUACGAGCGCUGGCUGGAUGGACGGUCGACGUUUCUGGAAGUAGGAGUGUCACAGCUCGGCUUGCCGGCACGAUGUUUUACUCGAAUGCGAUCCUCUGCCACAUCCUGACCUCACGAAUUGCAGCAUCGUGGGAGAAGCAGUCGAAUCUCUGGAUCGCGGUGGAGAGGGCGAUGACCCUAAAUAUUCCACCUGAUGCAACUAUUAGGAGGAGGUUGAUCAUAGUAAUCAUUUUUAUGACAGUUUGUGGAUGUGCGGAGCACUUAAUGAGUGUUGUGUCACAAAUAGAUUUUGAUCAACCAAUCUCUGCCAUACUUAAACAGUACACUCUGAAUUCGCAUGGAUUUUUGUUAAUGAAUUCGACCUAUUCCCACUGGCUGGCUUUGCCACUUCUCUUCAUGAGUAACAUUGCAACAAUUCUAUGGAACUUUCAAGACAUGAUAAUAAUUCUCAUCAGCUUGGGACUAAAAUCACGUUACCAUAGGCUGAAUCAGUUCGUAGCUAAAAUUUGCGCUAAUGAAAAGCAGAAAAGUCAAUGCGAUAUCUUCGAACCAAUCAGAGUGUAUACUUGGAGAAAAAUACGCGAAGCCUACGUCAAGCAGGCAAUGUUGGUGCGCACCGUGGACCGAAGGAUCGGCGCUGUGGUCAUGUUAUCAUGCUUUGUCAACUUUUAUUUCAUAUGCUUGCAAAUUUUUUUGGGCAUCACCCAAGCCAGCCAGGGCCUGUUCAAGCAAAUCUACUACAUGACCUCAUUGCUGUGGAUCAUCACAAGAAUCAGCAGCGUGGUGCUCGUAGCUGCUGAUGUUAAUGUCUACUCAAAGAUGGCGCUGAAGUACUUGUACGGAUGUCACUUUAAGCACUACAAUAUUGAGAUAAACAGAUUGCAAACACAAUUAACAAGGGAUUAUGUCGCUCUUAGCGGCCUGGGUUUCUUUACACUGACUAAAACUAUUUUACUGCAAAUGGCCAGUUCUGUAAUCACCUAUGAAUUAGUGCUUAUUCAGUUUGAUAACAAUGAAUCAAAUGAUUCUGUAAAUAGUACUAAAUUCGAUUAA